This is a messenger RNA of Nelumbo nucifera (sacred lotus), 2167 nucleotides long. RefSeq names its product signal recognition particle subunit SRP54, chloroplastic-like. Lineage: Eukaryota; Viridiplantae; Streptophyta; Magnoliopsida; Proteales; Nelumbonaceae. Gene Ontology annotation, cellular component: signal recognition particle. The record is from RefSeq and is a predicted model, not a curated record. Gene Ontology annotation, molecular function: ATP hydrolysis activity; GTPase activity; GTP binding. Gene Ontology annotation, biological process: SRP-dependent cotranslational protein targeting to membrane.
GAUAGAUAGCUUGGUGGAUUAUUGAUUUUCAGUUUCAGAGAGGAUAAAACGUCAGACGUAACGAUUGCUCCCAGAGGGAGGGAGCUUCCCCGUCGAACCGUUCUCUCAGACAAUGGAAGCUGUUUCUUUCUCGACUGUUCCUUCCCGCCAUUUCUCUUCAUCUCGUCCUUCACUCUCAGUGAACCCUUGCUUCUGCAAUCCGAGAAAAUCAGCCAAGUUCAACUCUUCUUGGACUGGCUCAAGCAUCUCCGUAGGACCUUCUUCCAGAAAUCAUUUUACGAGAGAGAUAUGGAAUUGGGUCAAUUCCGAAAGUGUUUUAGUUAGAAAGGAAAUGCUAGGUGUUGUAAGAGCAGAAAUGUUCGGGCAGCUGACAAGCGGCUUCGAAGCAGCUUGGAACAAACUCAAGGGAGCAGAGGUUCUGACCAAGGACAAUAUUGCGGAACCCAUGCGGGAUAUUAGGAGGGCCCUUUUAGAAGCAGAUGUUAGUCUGCCUGUUGUGAGAAGGUUUGUCCAGGCUGUAAGUGAACAAGCUGUUGGUGUUGAACUAAUUCGAGGGGUGAGACCAGAUCAGCAGUUGGUUAAGAUUGUACAUGAUGAACUUGUCAAGUUAAUGGGUGGGGAAGUAUCUGAACUAGUUUUUGCAAAAUCUGGUCCCACAGUGAUAUUAUUGGCAGGUCUACAAGGUGUUGGAAAGACAACUGUUUGUGCAAAGUUAGCUUUUUAUCUUAAGAAGCAGGGAAAGAGUUGCAUGCUUGUUGCUGCAGAUGUAUACAGGCCUGCUGCUAUUGAUCAACUUGUUAUUUUGGGUGAAAAGGUAGAUGUGCCUGUUUAUACGGUGGGGACAGAGGUGAAACCUUCAGAAAUAGCUAGGCAGGGUCUGGAAGAGGCCAAAAAGAAGAACAAAGAUGUGGUCAUAGUGGAUACUGCUGGAAGACUUCAGAUCGACAAAGCAAUGAUGGAUGAGUUGAAGGAAGUGAAGCGAGCAUUGAAUCCCACAGAAGUUUUGCUUGUGGUGGACGCAAUGACUGGCCAAGAAGCUGCAGCAUUGGUUACAGCAUUCAAUCUUGAGAUUGGAAUUACUGGUGCUAUAUUGACAAAGUUGGAUGGAGAUUCUAGAGGUGGAGCUGCUUUAAGUGUCAAAGAGGUAUCAGGGAAGCCAAUCAAGCUUGUAGGACGGGGAGAGCGUAUGGAAGACCUUGAACCUUUCUAUCCGGAUCGUAUGGCUGGACGCAUCUUAGGAAUGGGUGAUGUUCUUUCAUUUGUAGAGAAAGCACAAGAAGUUAUGCGACAAGAAGAUGCAGAGGAAUUGCAAAAGAAGAUAAUGAGUGCAAAAUUUGACUUCAAUGACUUCCUAAAGCAGACUCGUGCUGUUGCACAGAUGGGUUCCAUGACACGUGUGCUUGGAAUGAUUCCAGGCAUGGGGAAGGUGACUCCUGCACAAAUUCGAGAAGCAGAGAAGAGCUUAAAGAUAAUGGAAGUAAUGAUUGAAGCAAUGACCCCUGAGGAAAGGGAAAAGCCUGAACUAUUGGCAGAAUCCCCUGUUAGGAGAAAAAGAGUUGCACAAGAUUCAGGGAAGACAGAGAAGCAGGUGAGCCAACUUGUUGCCCAACUUUUCCAAAUGCGUGUUCGUAUGAAGAACCUAAUGGGGGUCAUGGAAGGGGGAUCUAUUCCUGCAUUAAGUAAUCUUGAGGAGGCACUUAAAGCUGAACAAAAGGCACCUCCUGGUACUGCAAGGAAGAAGAGGAGAUCAGAAUCUAGGAAACAAUUUGCCGAUUCAACGUCAGCAAGGCCAAGCCCUCGUGGUUUUGGGACCAAGACCUGAGAAUUCAGUGUUCAAUAAUGAGCUUCACCCAUCACCAAAGGAAUUUUUGCAACCAGAUUUUCCUUGAGCUGUCAGAAUGAAUUCAAAGGCUUAGGUAUCCAACAGAAUGAACACUUGCAAGGCUUCAGGAGGAUGGACCCGCUAUUCCACUGUACAUCUCGUGCUAUAUUUGUCAAUUAAACAAGUUUCUUUGAGGGUUAAAAGUUGAAAAUAAUGAUAUUCUCUUGAGAUGCCCACCCAAACAAAUCAAUGGGUUCAGUGUUAUAGUUAGUAAUUUUAAUGCAAACAAAUAAAAAAUUUAUGUCAUGUGUUCAAGAGAAAAUUUUAAUGCAAUCUGUUUUUUCA